AUGGCGUCCACACGUGAGGGUCAUUAUAGAGGAGUCAGAAAGCGCCCAUGGGGCCGUUAUGCAGCUGAGAUACGUGACCCUUGGAAGAAAACCCGGGUUUGGUUGGGCACUUUCGACACUCCGGAGGAGGCUGCACUAGCCUACGACGGCGCCGCCAGGUCCCUCCGUGGUGCCAAAGCUAAAACCAACUUUCCCACUCCACCAGUACCAGGACUGACUUUGAACAUCAACGUUCCGACCGAACACCGGAGUGUAUCGCCCUCUGGCCGGCUCAUGAUCAACAACUUUCUCCGCUCUGGGGUGAAUGCGAUCAAUGAUGUGAGCUUCAGGGCUGGUGAUCCCAGCACGCCGGAAGUGGGCGGUACUUCUGGAACUCCGGUGGAGGAGUCCGGCUCCGGCGAUGGCGAAGCGAGAUAUUUUGGUAUAGUAAGACGUGGGUUGGCCAUAGACUUGAACGAGCCUCCACCUUUGUGGAUGUAA
Messenger RNA from Fraxinus pennsylvanica, 480 nucleotides. NCBI's taxonomy places the organism in Eukaryota, Viridiplantae, Streptophyta, Magnoliopsida, Lamiales, Oleaceae. The record is from the annotation of a GenBank genome assembly.